This is a messenger RNA of Leguminivora glycinivorella, 7642 nucleotides long. RefSeq names its product HEAT repeat-containing protein 5B. The record is from RefSeq and is a predicted model, not a curated record. Gene Ontology annotation, cellular component: Golgi apparatus; membrane; endocytic vesicle. NCBI's taxonomy places the organism in Eukaryota, Metazoa, Arthropoda, Insecta, Lepidoptera, Tortricidae. Gene Ontology annotation, biological process: intracellular protein localization; retrograde transport, endosome to Golgi; endocytosis.
UCAUCGAGUUGUCUAAUCCAUCGUGGAUUCCUUUAUUUCCUUUUGGAUAUUUUUAUUUUCAGUGGUUAAUUGCGUUUAAAAGUGUUAAUUUAUUUAUUGUAUUUUACAUUAAAUGGUUUUGUCAUUAAAUAUGGAACUAAUAUUUUAAAGACUAUGUGAAUAAACAAAGUGUAAAUCGGUCAGCUAUAUUGGUACGCGUUAAAUUAGAAUCAUGGAGGUAUCCCACUCCCUCACCCUGAACGAAACGGCGCUGCAGCAGUUGCCUGAUGACAAGAAGCCACAUUUCAUAUUUGAAUGGCUUCGAUUCCUUGACAAAGUUCUUGUGGCAGCUCAUAAGUCCGACAUCAAGAGCUGUCAACAAAAGCUGGUAGCACAACUAGUGAACCUCCUCCGAGAAAACCUAGGCUCUCCGGCCCGACGCCUGCUUGCUCGCUGUCUGGCCACACUGUUCUCUGUCGGAGACACCUUCUUACUGUUUGAUACUGUCAACAAAUGCAAUGAUAUCAUUAAAGUUAAAGAUGAUUCACCAUCAUACUUGCCAACAAGACUAGCUGCAAUAUGCUGCUUAGGAGGGAUGUACGAGAAACUGGGCCGAAUGAUGGGCCGUUCGUACGAAGAAACAGUGACCACCCUAGUCCGGUCUCUGAAGAGCGCCGAAUCGCAGACAAGACUGGAAAUUAUGAAUACUUUGGAGAAGAUAUGCGUCGGCAUGGGGCUAGCCGCGCCCGGGGCCCUGCGAGAGGUGUCUCGUGCUGCGCGCGCAGCGUUGCUGUCAGACCGCGCGCCCGCCGUUCGUGCUGCGGCGGCAAAUGCGUUGCGACAUAUGCUGCCUUUGAUGAAGCUGACCGCAGCAGACUUGGAUGCCAUAGCUGCGGCUUGUUUGAGAGCUGCGCAACCCACUGACUACACGUUGAGAUGUGCGGUAUCAGAAUUACUUGGCGCUCUAAUAGCGGCGACACAAGCGGGCGAAACCUCUAAUUUGAACAGCAAGAAAGGCGCACAAGCGGUGCAACAAAGCAAGAAGGACCCUCCAAAGAACGUAGUAUCGUUAGACGAAGCACUGAACCUGCUGAUGGGUGCUUUCCUAAGGGGCGGCACUUCUUUCCUGAAGGGAGAGCUCAUCAAGUCUGGCUCUGGUGUCAGUCGGGAGGUUCGCGUCUGCGUUACACAUGCGUACGUGAUAUUCGUGCAGAACAUGGGCGGCGUGUGGCUGGAGCGUAACCUGACCACUUUCCUCACUCAUGUCUUGGACUUAGUCGCCAACCCUAAAGCCGCCAGCUCCCACGUAGACGCUGUUUACUCUAGGAAAUGUAUAAACUACAUACUCCGCAACACCCUCGGCAAGAUGUUGGGCGAAAAAGCGCAGGCUUCGGCGUGUCGUGAGAUCAUUCAGGUCGUCAUCAAACAGAUGAACAGCAUCGACUUCAACCCAGAGAACGCUAAGGAUUGUAAUCAGGAGACACUGUUCAGCCAACAUUUGCUGGUGUGCGCUUUGAUGGAAGCGGGCGAACUAACACUGCAACUCGGCACUUCAGUCCAGAACCUCGUUUCCGAUACCUCGCUGAAUAUGAUCGACGCUAUAUUUGCGGUACUGGAGCACCCGUGCGUGGCGGCCCGUUUGGCGGGUGCGUGGUGCGUGCGAUGCAUAUGUGUGGCGCUGCCAUCGCAGAUUACACCGCUCCUUGACAAAUGCGUGGACGCGCUGGACGCGCCGCGUUCAUCGCCCACGCCGCAUCAUAUCUCUGGAUAUUCCGCAGCCCUAGCAGCAGUGCUGGGGUCAGUCCGUCUGUCUCCUCUUGGUGUGCCACACGGUCGAGGCAAAGUAGCCUUUAACGCGGCUGAACAGCUGCUAAGAUCGGCUGGCCAAAGUAGUCGGCUAACGGCUGCUCGGACUAAUGCUGGAUGGCUCAUUGUUGGAGCUAUUUGCACAUUAGGUGUGCCCGUGGUGCGCGGACUGCUACCAAGAAUGUUGCUGCUAUGGAGGAACAGUUUCCCCAGAUCCGCUAAAGAGAUGGAAUCGGAGAAAGCUCGGGGCGAUGCGUUCACCUGGCAGGUGACAUUAGAAGGACGCGCGGGAGCGUUGUCGGCGCUUCACAGCUUGCUGAUUCACUGUCCGUCGCUGGUCCACAACGAUGAUACUGCUAAACGAUUGACGCAGCCCAUAGAUGGAGCGAUCGCGGUGCUUACCAAUGUCGGCGGCGUGCUUCGCAACUACGGCGGUUCCCUGAAAGCGCCGGCGGCGCUGCUGAGACUGCGGCUGUACCAGGCGUGCGCGGCGCUGGGCCCGGGCGCGCAGCCCGCCGCGCCGCUGCUGCGCCUGCUGGCCGGCGAGCUGGCCGGCACGCCCGACCCCUCCUCCGCCAACCUCGCCACUGGUAUGCUGCGAAGCGCAAUGCAUCCCCACGAUACAAUUUUGUUGGGAGACGAGGGCUGGAUCUACGACACAGAUCAUGCUGAAAUUGAAGAGCAGCUGAUAUCGCCGCUCAGCGCUAGCGGCUCGGGAGCGCUAGAGCACGACCCGUGCUGCUUGUACCGCGGUGGGGCGGGCGCUCAACCCCUGGGAGUCGCCGUCAUCGACGCAUGUGUCGCACUCUUCCCGCACACAUUUGCUAGGGCUGCCAACAAACACAGGCAACAAAUGCUAGAACACUUCACGGAGUGCAUCAAGAUGUCUAAGGGCACGCGGCAGGAGGCCAUACAAGUGAACGUGUACACCGCGCUGCUCCUGGCUUUGAGGACUCUCGCCGAGCAGAAGAGCUCGCUCGGACAGGACGCCGUUAAGACGGCUGCUACGGAACUUAUUAUUUCGGGUCUAUCAUCGACCAGCAUUCCAGUACGCGCGGCGGCGGCGUCCUGCGCCGGCCGCCUCUGCGGCUGCGUCACCGAAGCCGAGAGCCAAGCGAUCAGCGAGCGAGUGCUAGCGCUGACUCGUUCUACCGUGCGAACUACUAGGGCCGCGGCUGCAGCGGCCGUGGGAGCCGUGCAGAGGGCGAGAGGAGGCAGUUCAGCGGCCGCGCUGCCGGCGUUGAGAGCGAUGGCGCAGGACGCUAGUGGACAAGAGGCUCAGGUCUGGGCUCUCCACGCUCUCUCCGUGCUAGCCGACGCAUCGGGACCCAUGUUCCGAAGCCACGUAGAGUCUACGCUCAAUGUGGCUUUGAAGUUGCUAUUCACUGCGCCGCCGUUCCAAGAAGACUUGCAUCGCAGCGUUGGCAGACUGCUGUCUGCGCUUAUCACUGUUGUUGGACCUGAGUUGCAAGGUAGUUCGACAGUAGGCCGCUUCCUAUGCGCCUGCGCGGCUCUAAGUGAGUGUGGCGGCGGCGGCGCCCGCGCCGAAGGCAUCGGCUGCCUGCAACAGCUGCAGAUGUUCUCUCCGCGUCACGUCAGCGCGCACAUGCUUGUGCCUUCGCUGGCUAGGGAUCUUUCAAGUUCGGAGCUGGCAGUGCGCCGCGCCGCGCUCUGCUGCCUUCGCCAGCUGUCGCAGAAGGAGGCCGCAGAGGUUUGUCGGUACGCGCUGCUCGCCAAGGAUCACGUGCCCGCUCGCCCAUAUUGUGGUGUGGUGAUUACUGAUACCGGUCUCCCCGGCGCCCUAUUCGCGUUCCUGGACACGGAGCGUGACGAGACGGCGCUGUCUUACGCACGCGACACGCUCACAUGCUGCCUGCUCGCCGCGGCCGCUGCGCGUGCGGUGCGCGAUUGGCUGGCGCUUGCCAAGCGUGUGCUCACCGUGCGACUAGAGGACAGUAACAACCCGGACACGGAUUUCGAUGUCGAGGGCGACGACGACCAAGUGGAGUUCCACGCCGACACGGACGAAUCCACGCACCCCGCGGUCCAGUCCAGGUGGCCCACUAGGGUCUUUGCAAUGGAAUGCAUCCAGAAAAUAAUGGGAGCGUGUGAAGCGACAGGCGACCCAGCGCACUUCGAUCUAGUCAAGGCCAAGGAAAAACAACUGACUGAUCCGGAAAGCGACUACCUAUCACUGCAUCUAUCAGACCUGGUGCGCAUGGCGUUCGUUGGAGCCACUGGCGAAGCGGACGCGCUGCGCCUGUGCGGGUUGGGAACCCUACAAAUGAUUGUGCGUCAGUUUGCGCGCGCGCCUGAGCCUGACUUCCCGGGACAUCUAUUGUUAGAGCAGUAUCAAGCUCAGGUUGGCGCGGCACUACGGCCCGCUUUCUCUGGCGACACGGCCUCUCACGUGACCGCUGCGGCUUGCGACGUUUGUUCUGCGUGGAUUGGCUGCGGCGUCGCUAGAGACAUCAACGACUUGAGGAGGGUGCACCAGUUACUCGUUUCGAGUUUGGACAAGCUGAACACAAAGGGCAACACUACACUCAUCUACAAUGAAAGUAUGGCUACGCUUGAAAAAUUAUCCAUCUUGAAGGCUUGGGCCGAAGUGUACAUAGUCGCAAUGGUAAGCAACGGCAGCGCGCCCGGCAGUUACAUCAAGCAGCUCGACAGCAAGCCGAUCAACAACCGCGCAGAAAUCGCAAAAUGGCGGAACCAGCUUCUACGAACCAAUAGCCAGGUGGAAGACGUGGCUCCGGAGAAUGAUGAUGAUUACGGCGACUUCGAGUCGAAGGGAGAGAGCUUGUUGAAGUUGGUUGAACCUGAGCUGGAGAGUUUGGGAGAGAACUGGAUCGCGGCGUUGAAGGAUCACGCGCUGUUGAGUUUACCGCCAGAGUUUGCAUCCCAACUCCCUCAUGGCGGAGGCGCGUUUUACUCGGCCGAGACGGCGGAGGCGUCCCGGGCGCAUUACGCACGCGCCUGGCCGUCGUUGCUCUACGCUGCAGCCUUGAGAUACAACGCUAACGUCGACAAACCUGUUCCUACUGCCGAUAAAUCUGAGAACACACUAGACAAUAGAGCGAAUAAGACUGAAAAUGGAAACUUCGAAUUCUUUGAACCCGUAGAUGAGAGAUUCCAUUUACUAUUUGGAAUAUGUAUGGAAGCACUGUGUGCUCAAAGGGACAUGACCAUUGACAAUACUAUCUCUGUCUUGCUCUCGAUAGUCACUCUUUUGGACGCGCCUGGUAACAGGGCGAGGCUGCUGAAGGACAGGGCUUUAGCAAUAGAGUUGUGUCAAAUAGUGCACCGCACGGGACUGACGUUAGAAAGCGUGGAAGCACUUCUCCUUGUUGCUGACGUGCUGAAGCUCAUCAUUACUGGCGCCCGGGAGCAGCUGCAGGCCAACAUGCAGGCUAAGAUCAAAGAAUUAGCACCAGACGAGCCAUCGAACAACAUCCCCUCGUCGGUCCUGGAAGUGGUCCACACGCUGGGCGAGGGCGGGCCCACGGGCGACCUGCCGCCCGGCAAGUCGCUGGUGUUCGCCGCGCUCGAGGUGUGCGUGUGCCUCGCCGUGCGCCGCCUGCCCGGCCUCAGCCCCAGGAAGCAGGAGGGCGCUGUGGGCGUCAUCGGCGUGCCGAGGGGGUUGGGCGUCCAUGGCGACGCUUUGCUAGUCAGCACGUUGGCUGCUAUGGGAGAGUUAACGUCGCUAACUAGCCCGCAAGGCGCGCUAUCGCUCCUCCCAACGAUCCUGUACCUCGCGCUCGGCGUCCUCGGCGAGUGCACGGACGCGACAUUGGCCGACGCAGCAGUGUUGCUGCUGCAGCAAGCGUGCGCCGCGCCCGCGCCGCGGGUGCUGCCGCACACGCGCGAGCAGCACGCGCGCCUGCUGCACUCCACGCUGGCCAAGCUGCUCGAGAAGGUCAAAAGCGACGAGGCCGGACAGCGCAUCGACCCAGUGAUCGGCGCGCGAGCUAUGGCGGUGCUGCUGAACCACUCGGAGCCGACGCCGCCGCUGCACUACCCGUGCAUCAACCACUUCCGCCAGUGCCUUGAGACUAGAGACAACGAGGUGUUCGCGCAGUGCUGCGGCGUGAUCCGCACGGUGUGGUCGCAGGCGUCGCCCGCCUGCGUGUCGUGGUGGGCGCGCGCGCUCGCCGCUCGCGUCGUGGCGCGCGCCGCCGCGGCUCGGAGACCCACUGACAUGACGCACACAAGGGCGGCCAUAGCGGCUGUCACUGCGCUGGAUGACCUGCUCAAUGCUGCUCCGGAACAUGCCCAGGGACCACAUCAAGGAAUCCAAUUGCUGUGGCUGGUCGUGCCCAUAGUGAUCUCGUACCUGCGCGAGGCGGGCGAGCUGUCGCGCGCGGUGCCGCACGCGCGCGCGCUGCACGACUUCGCGCUCUCCUGGCUCACGCGCCAGGGACCCAAGCACCCGCAGGAGUUCAAGACGAUGAUGUCGCAGUCGGGCGAGCUGCGCAGCAAGCUGGAGACGGCCGUGAAGGCCAGCCACGCCGGCGCGCGCCGUGCGCCCGCGCGCCCCGUGUUCGAGGCGCGCCCCGCCCGCCCCACCAUACAACUCAAGACAGACUUCAGUGACUUUAGAUAACUCGCCUCCAUCUAACGACUAUGAUAUUAUGUUCAUUUAAAUGGGCGACAUAUUGGAAGAGAUGUGAUCACUUGAUUUCGAAUGCGUAUCUAAAAUAACUUGUCAUAGGGCCCAUUACGUCACCUAAUAGGACAAGUAAAGCAGAGUCUAAAAGUAAACAAACGUAUCUUAACUGUUAGUAAAUUUCAGUGAGCGAUUAAAGAGAUACGGAUAUAAAUUGAAAAUGGAUGAAACAUUAUGGAAUUUAAUUUAUAGAUGAAAUUGGGACUUCGAAUGACGAAAGUAUUUAAAUUGAUCCGAAUAGUUAUGACAUAAUCGGUUAAUAGUAAGACGAGAGGACCAGUGGUGGUAAGUCAUCAAAUUGUAGCAGAAUGGAUUAAAUAAAAUAUUAAGCAUUACGCAAACUACUAAUAUUUAGAAAAAUAUAAAUGGAAAUCGCAAGUCAGGGUUUUUAGAUAAAAAAUAUCCGCUAUAUCCAGUGAUUUAGUAGUCAUGAAAUGCAAUAAUUCAUAAUGAGAUUAAUGAGUGAAAAUAUUGAAAUGUAUCAAAAGGAAUGUAAAAAAUAUUUAAAAAUUAUUAUGUAUGAUCUCUUCCUAAGUAUUUGUUAUUUUAUCGAACAUAAAAAAUAACUACUAUUAGGUUAUUUAAGCACAAUGUAGUUGUAUUGUAGAAUGUAGGUGCCACGAGAGCUGAGGGUAUACCUGAUAACAGGGCUAGACUGUUAGUGCCUAAUUGGUUCUAAAGAAAUAAUGAAUGGAUCUGGAUGUGGCAAUAAUAUCAUAAUUAAUUAUAAGUAAAAUAGAGGCUAGGACAAUAGUUAUUUGGCAUACUUUCCGUACAUUUUUGAUAAAAAAAAAGAACGAAAAUACCUGGGCUACAAGACAAUAUAAAUGGUUUAAGUAAACAUUCCAAACAGAUCAACCCAGCGUUAAAAAUGUAAUUAUUAAAUUACGACCGUAACUAUUAAAGAUUAGUUCCACACAGUAAAAUCUUCCUUAUUUAUAUCAAAUAGUUAUAUUCUGGUCUUUUCUCGCCCAACACAGAUGAUUCAUUCACAUCUUUCACUGUUGAUCAUCUGGGUGGGACAGAUUAAAAAACGUAUAAAUUAUACUUAAUCUAAAUGAUUGAUAUUUCGAAUCUAAAUACUGCUUAGUGUCAUAGAUAUAGCAAUUCUUAGAUUGAAAUAAAUGUCAUAUACAAAGAAAAAAAUGACCAAGGCCUCCAAGUGUCCGAUGCUGGAUUCGAACCAGC